GUCGUUGCCGAGGCCUGCCCUAGGCGUAGGGGACCGUCAGAGCACCCUACAGCACCUCAACCAGUUUGCAGCCCAAGUUCAAGGCCUGGUAAAUGCAAUCUACAGCGCCGGCACAGCUCACGCCACACGUGGCGGCGCGUCGCGGGCCUCCGUCGACGUGCUGUGGCAGCAGCUGCUGGCCUCCCUAGACUCCUUGCUCGGCGCAGCCGCCGACGUCCGCUCCUGCGCCUCGCUCGUCCAAAUGUACAGCAGCUCACGUGAGAGCAUUGAGGCAAUGCUACAGCUCAUGGCAGAGGCCGCUUCCCUCGAGGACGCGCUUCUCAAUGACCCCCGCACGUACGGCGCGCUUCUGCCGCCGCCGGACGCCAACGCGGAUGACAGCGGUGGCGGCGGCGGCGCCGCCGGCUACAGCGACAAAGAUAACGGCUCAGUGGUGGAUUCCGACCCGUGGGUCUGGCGGGUGUUUGCCGCUUUGGCGCCGCGCUUUCUACGUGAAGGUUACCACCCGGUCGACCCGCAGACGGCCUACUCUAUAGCGCUGAGCUUGGAGGAGAAGGCAACGAUGGUGACAGAUGCACGCCGCCAGGAGCGCUACGUGCUGUCGGUGCUGAGGCACCAACUGGCAUCAUCAGCUGGCAUCGACCAGGCCGACGGUGGUGGCUCAGUGGCGCCAAUACCACCCCCGGGCGGCCCGUGGCCGGUUAACCUCGAUGGACCCUUGCUGACGUACGACUGGCCAGUGUACGACCUGACGGCUGAGGAGUUGGUGGAGGAUGUAGUACUGGCGAAGGUGGUGGCGGCGCAGCGAGGUUUUCGGCGGCGUGGCGGCCAUGCGGACGAGAGCGGCGAUGGUGACGGCGGUGAUGCGCUACUGCUGACGCUGACGCUGGACGCAUGUGGCGCUCUGCUGCAGCGCCACUCUGAUCCGGUGCUCCGACAGCAGGUUUAUGAGGAGGGCAUCGUGCCGCUGGCAAGUCACACACUGCGCCUCCUGCAGCGCAUGCGCGACCUGCGCGCCCAGCAAGCCUCCCUGUACGGCCUGUACGACGACGUUGCCAACGGCGGAGGCGGUGGUGCUGGCAGUGGCCCGGAAGCAUCGUCGGCCCGGGAGCAUCAGCGACGGCGAUUGCUGCUGCCAGCGCUCUGCAAUGGCGGCCGCGGCGCCGCUGCGGGCUACAGCCGCCUUGCCCAUCUGGACACUUUGGCGCGGGACGGCCAGGCGGCGGCCGCAUUCCUAACGUCGCUGGCGGAGGUGCUGGAGCCCCUGGUUUCGGAGCAGCUGCAGCAGCUUGCACGCAUUGCAGGUCCUGGCGCAAUCGGUGUGGACAGCAGCAGCUUCGAAUACGUGCUGCGUGCCCAGGCCUGGGGCGGCAGUUCGGAAAUCCACCCUGUUGACGCCGCCGCCGCCGUCGCCGCCAACGACGAGGGCCUUGUCGCCAAAGCCGCCGCCGCCAUGGCACGCGACGCCUGUUUCGGCGCCGACGGCGCCAACACCCCCAGUUUUGCUGACGUGGCUGCGUUGUACCUAACCGACCUUGAACCGCUCAUGGAGGGUAUCUCUGAUUGGCUUGGAGAGUUCAUGGGUUUGGAGCUCCGGCGGCCUGGCGGCGGAGGCCGGGGUUGUACGACAUGUGUACGGCAGGGACCCAUCCACUUCAACGACGGCGCAACCGCUCCGGAUCAGGCUGGUGCCGCCGCGGGAGGCAGCAGCGGCGGCUCGCCGCCUCCAGUACCGUACGACAUCGAGGUGAUGCUAGGCGAACUCGCAACGUACUACAACGGUGCAGGGGACGGAGGCGCCGGUGACCUACAGCCUGAUCACCAUGCCAUGGCGCUUGGCGCGGUGCGAGAGGCAGCCGCGAGGGAGCCGCGUCGCUUUUAUGCGUACCGGUUGCUGGUAGAAGGAGAGGCAGAUUGUUUGGAUGGGCCUCAGGUGGGGCUGAGCCGUGGGCAGCCAUGGCAGGAGGCCUCGGCGGCGGCAGCGGCAGAGGAGGCAGUGCGCCCUCCGGCAGCCCAGGUCCGUUGGUUGCUCGUCGACACUUUAGGGGGCUUUGGCACGCGGUAUUUGCUGUCUCCGCUGGGGGCUGCUGCGGCGGAUGGCAGUGGCGGCGGUGCCGGGGAAAGCGGAGUGGUGGCGGCGGUGGUGGUAGGGCUGCAAUCCGGUGUCGGCGUCGGUGGCGCCGGGGCAUGCGGCAAUUGCGUGGGCGGGUCGAUACUGACCCGUGGGUCGGAGUUCGUGGUGUGGGAGCUGCUCCACGAGCUGGGCCACGCGCUGCACUUCCUGCUGGCGGCGGCGCACCACCCGCUGCAGCCGUCUCGACCCGCGGAGCUCUGCCCAGGCUCGGGUGGGACAGCAGCUGCACCUGAAGCGGUGGAGGGGCGGCGGCGGUGGCGGCGGCUGAGUCAUGCCCUGCUGCCGUACCAGCUGCCCCUGGAGUUGGUUGAGCUACCGUCGUCCUUUUUGGAGCGAGCUGCUGCUGAGGAGGAGGUAGUGGAGGCCAUUAUGUCUCGCUGCAGACACGUCACCACCGGCCAAGCGCCGCCGGGCGAGGUGUGCCGCGCGCUGGCCCGUGCCGUACGGUUGUCGUACUACAGCCCCAUCAGUGUCCAGGUGCAGGUGCUGUGGUCCCUGCUAGACCAGCUGCUGCUAAGUUCCCCACGCAACUCACCCGACCUGGUCACACGGCUGUGGCCCCAGCUGCUAGCCACCUUUGCGCCCUCACUGCCGGUGCAAUAUACCGUGCAACAGCUGCACGCCGUCCAGCGCAUCGCCUCCGCCUCAGGCCAGGGCUACGCCUACGUGACAGCCGCCUACCUGGCUGAGGAGCUGUGGAGCCGUUGCGGCUUUGGGCUCGGUUCCGGAGCGGGCAAGGACUCCAAAGCGAACGGCAGGAUUUCGGAUAGUGAGAGCGCAUCGCCUCAGCGCCGCGCGGCGGCUGGGUCUGGGCACGGAGAAACGUCGCAGCAGCUGCAGCAGAAGCGAUGCAGGCGAGUGAUACGUGGGCUACUGUUCGAGCGGGACGCCUCGGAGGAGCCGGGGGCACUGCUGGCGCGACUGCUGGCGGAGUUGCGAGUGCCGAGUGGCUUGGGCGACGGCAGUGUUGGUGGUGGCGCGGGGGAGGCGGUCCCGCCGUUGCGGCUCAUCAGGGUGUCGGCCGGCGGCGGUAGCGGCGGCGGUAGCGGUGGUGUUGGCACGGGCUGUGUCCCCCGGGUUUGCGCCCUCCGAGUGCACAGGUUGAGGUCUUCAAGCUCCCCAGCCGGGGUCCCCAGCGGGCGACCAGAGCCAGUGGUUGGCCAGACCCGUGUGGCGACACGGCUCGCAGCGCACACGGCCGCGGCCCUCGCAGCCUUCACAGCGCCGCAGCUCCAGCCCUGCCAGACAGCCACCCAGCUUGCCGCGACCGUGGCAGCCGUAGAUGUGCAGGUGCGACAUCAGCAGCGGCACCUGCACCGGCGCAGCGCUGCUCCCGGAUACGUUCCGGUAGCGCGCCUCAGCUGCGUCCAGGUCAAGAUCCAUGGCAGGGAGCCCGAGGACCUGCCGACCCACUUCACGGAAUGGCUGCAUCAAGUCGCUUGCACACACGGCUGCGUCAUUUCCGCAGUCUACGUUCGAAGGGGCUGCAUUGAGCUCACACUGGACAUUGAGAAUCCGGGCUGCGAUGGUCAGGCUGGUGGUGGUGGUGGUGGUGGUGGUGGUGGUGGCGGAGCGGGUGAUGGGUGUAGUGUCCACAGGGAAGCGCCGGCCGAUGUGGGGCUCAUGGAAAGAGCUUCCCUUGCCGUCAGCCCACCUGAUGCCGCCUCUGCCCCCACUGCCGGUCCCUGCGCGCCGGAGUCGGGCGCCGGGGUGGAGCCCUCAGCAGCAGCAGCAGCGGAUGGCCGGGACGCCUCAGCCACAGCUGCCACCGCGGCGGUGGAUGGAAUUCAGCCACCGCUGCCGCAGAAGCAGGGGCACUUUGGCAGUCCCGGUGGUUCGGUUGGUGAUGGGCUUGAAUGCCGCGUGAGGCUUGGGACUACGGACAGUGCGCUGGCGUUGGCGCAGCGUGAGCGCGCCGCCGUCGGCGGCGGCUUGGCAGCCAAUGAUAGCGGUAGUUCAUUAAUGACGGUGGAGACGCCGCCACCUAGGGAGGAGCUGCCGCUGCCGACGGGGACUGCAGCAACCGUGACGACGACGCCACCCUCACGGCGCUCUCAAGGGGGGGCAGUGGCCGGCGCUGGUCCUGAUGCGACGUCGCCGAUGUUGCCUGGGUACGCGCCUGCCGUACGGGCCGCGAUGGUGGGUCAGUCGUCGUUCUCGUCAUCGCCUAAUUGCCCGGCCAUUUCCCGGGUGCAUCCGCGGGUGGUGACGAUGCCGCGUGGAGAUAGGCGGUUCCCUGCAGCGCCGCCGUACGUUGUGUCGGUUGCUCCGGUAGCGGCAGCGGCAGAUCUUGACGGCGGCGGCCGCGAUGCCAGCGCCAGCGCCGGGCCUUUUCAAGCGGCGCCGCAUCAGGGCAACGCCGCUGCGCCGCCGCUGCCGGCUGACAACCAGCGUGGCGAGACCGCACAGUUCAUCACGCUUCACUUAGAGAUCUCCGCACCUCCGCAUGUGUGCCUGCGAGAACUAACGUCACCGGUGACCAUAGCCCCCGCCAACGCAGCGGAAGGCACAUAUGGGGCCGCUAGUACAUCGGCUACCGCCCCCGACGCCGCCGCUGCUACGGCUGCCACUCCCACAGCGCCGGCAGCGGCGCCGGCCUCCGUUGAGUUACUGCUCCGCUGCAGCGGUCGCUACAUUCCGUUAGGGGUUCAGCCCGCGUUGCCGCUGACGGAGGAGCGGACCCGCAAGGCUUCGGGCUUAGAUGUGUCAGUAGAUGUCACGUGUUCGGCUGACGAGGGCGGCGGCGCCGCCGCCGUAACGCACGCGUACCGCAUCACGCUCCUAGAGGAUCCGCCGGCGACUGGCGGCGUGAUGUUCGUAGACCUCAGAUGGCAGGGCCGGCCAGCGCAGGUGGUUCCGGUAGUUCUGUUGGACGAGAUGGACGAGCAGCUGCUGACGGAGCUGUCCACUGUGGCGGCCACAUGGACGGGGCCGCCGCAGGAGCUGGACGGACUGUUAUACGAUUUCGGCGCGUGGUUGCGGUAUAUGGCACCCCUGCGCCGGGCUAGCAACGAGGACAGCGGUGCCGCCGCCGCCGUCGGGAGCGCGCUUACAGUAGCGGCGACAACAGCAUCCUCCGGCGGCGACCGCUGCAACGGCUUGGUGCGCCCCAAGCCGCCAUACCUGCCGGUUCUGGGCGCGUCGCUAUUGCAGUUUGCCCACGCACAGGGUCUUAUGGGGAUGGCCGCGCGGCUGCAGAUGGACAUGCGAGGUUGCGGCUAUACCGCACCAUUCAGACCCCUAUUACACGGCCGCGUGCCGCCCGGUGGCCCAGCUGUUGCAGAUGCUCCCAUUGCCGCCGGUGGCAAUGGCCCAGGCCGUAGUCGGACUACGGCUCCGGAGCUCGCUGAGCAGGAGUCUCUGUCGGUGCGUCAGGCUGGGCGGCUUUGCAACAUAUCGAGCAGCACAGCACGAAAUACUACAGGUGUUGACGGGCUGAAGGACGUGGGAGCGGAGGAGCCGCGGGUGGGGUCUACGGCGUCGGAGUCAGCGCGGGUGCUUGCCGACGUGAGCAGGGGCACAGCGUCAGCAUCGGCGGCAGCGGCAGCGGGCGUACGGCACAUGCAGUCGGUGUUGAAGAUGCUUUUCUUGUCACUGGGCUUCAGGCGCGGGCAGAGGGGUAGUCCGACGGCGGCGGCCGAGGAGGAAGAGGAAGCCUACCAGGCUUUUGUGGAGUCGUACGGCGCCGUCACCACAUGCCUUUUGCACCUCCUGGAUCUGCUGAGCAGUCUUGAGCUGCUGGCCCACCUCCUGGCCCUCCAAGCGAUGAGUAAUGAACGUGCGGGUGCCGGUCACGGGGCUGCCAUCGCGGACGAUGCUGGGCCCUAUGGAGCUGUGCCGCUGCUGAUCUUCCUGGUCCUGACGUCGCUGCCCGCUGCGCUGACUGGCGCGGCCUGGCUGCUGCUCCCGCCGCUCACCUGGCGCCGCAUCGCGCCGUCCGCGCGGCUUGUGCGGCACCUUAGUCUGAUGGCCGGCCGGCUGCUGUGGCUGUCGGGGGCCCUGACGUCUCUUCCGUCGUCCUCCUCUUCCGUCGCUGCUGCCUCGUCACUAGUGUAUCACCGCUUCUACGACCAGGGCUAUCGCCUGGGUCCUGGCGCGCUGGUGAUGGAGGGCGUCCUGGUGCCCGCGGCCUUCCUGUUGUCGCCUUGGGACGCGCUGCUACUCGCACUAAUCAAGCUGCCCUUGUACACCGUGUUCAGCCACGCUGCGGCCACCGCCACCGCUGCGGCCGCCGUCACAACGACCGUAGUGCCAGCUGCUGCUGUGGAGGCUUGUUGCGCAACACAGAGCAUGAACUGCACGGCCGCUUCGCUUUGCCGAUGGGGCGCCGGUUUUGGCGUUGGCAGUACUGGCGUUCUGUUCGCAGAGUCGGUAUUUCGAGCACUGGCAGUGACUGCGACGGCAUUGGUUACGACGCUCGCGUGCCAUGUGAACCGGCGGCUUCGGUUUCAGCGGCUGAGGGAGGACGUCGUCACCAGAAAGGGCUCGGCACCUUGCGCUGGAGCCGCCUGUGCGACGCCCACCACCACGCAACCCAGUGCGGCCAAAGGCAAUGCGCCAGCUCGUCCGGAAAUUCUGCCGUCUCUCAUGUAUGUGGCAUGA
Volvox carteri f. nagariensis is the source of this 6736-nucleotide messenger RNA. RefSeq lists its product as uncharacterized. The transcript is spliced from 15 exons. The annotation marks the transcript as partial. The record is from RefSeq and is a predicted model, not a curated record. Gene Ontology annotation, molecular function: metalloendopeptidase activity. Lineage: Eukaryota; Viridiplantae; Chlorophyta; Chlorophyceae; Chlamydomonadales; Volvocaceae. Gene Ontology annotation, biological process: peptide metabolic process; proteolysis.